CGGAAGAAAAGAAAGAGGAAAAGAAAGAAGAGUCUGAAGAAUCUGAUGAUGAUAUGGGUUUUGGAUUAUUUGACUAAAAUUAAUCUGUAAUAAAUAUUUUUCAAAGAU
Molecule: messenger RNA, 108 nt
Organism: Protobothrops mucrosquamatus (brown spotted pit viper)
Lineage: Eukaryota; Metazoa; Chordata; Lepidosauria; Squamata; Viperidae
Product: 60S acidic ribosomal protein P2
Biological process (GO): cytoplasmic translational elongation
Cellular component (GO): cytosolic large ribosomal subunit; ribosome
Molecular function (GO): structural constituent of ribosome
Source: RefSeq, a predicted model, not a curated record